ACUUGCUGGUCCCCAGCAUGGCGGCGGCCUGCCCCUCCAGGCCGGCUGCGCAGGAGACGGUGGCCGCCCAGCUCCUGGGUGUCCUGUGGUUCGUGUCAGUCACCACGGGACCUUGGGGAGCUGCUGCCAUCGCCGCCGCUGGCGGGGAGGAGACGCUUAAGUGCGAGGACUUAACUAUUCUCACAUAUAUUUGUAAAGAUCCAAAAAUAAAUGAUGCUACACAAGAACCAGUUAACUGUACAAAUUAUACGGCUCAUGUUCCUUGUUUUCCAGCACCCAACAUAACUUGUAAGGAUUUCAGUGGCAAUGAAACACAUUUUACUGGGAACGAAGUUGGUUUUCUCAAGCCUAUAUCUUGCCGAAAUGUAAAUGGCUAUUCAUACAAAGUGGCAGUUGCACUAUCUCUUUUUCUUGGAUGGUUGGGAGCCGAUCGGUUUUACCUUGGAUACCCUGCCUUGGGUUUGUUAAAGUUUUGCACUGUCGGAUUUUGUGGAAUUGGGAGCCUAAUUGAUUUCAUUCUUAUUUCAAUGCAGAUUGUUGGACCUUCAGAUGGAAGUAGUUACAUUAUAGAUUAUUAUGGAACCAGACUUACAAGACUGAGUAUUACGAACGAGACGUUUAGAAAAACACAGCUAUAUCCAUAAGUAUUUUUUAAAAGAAACAGAUUUGGGCUUCCUUGAUUUUAACAGAGCGCUCUCAGUAUGUGGGUUUCCAGAUUUUCCUUUCUCUUCACACAUCACUUUAUGGAUUCUAUAUAACUUUGUAUUAUUGUUGAUAUUUUGUUUUGUUGUUUUACUUAAAAGCAUGUUAUUCUGAGAUUUAUUUAAUUGGACUUUCUUUGAGAGGUGUAUGAUAAUAGAGUCUUUCUCUGGCUACUGUCUCUAUGAGAUAAAUAGCUUAUUACCCCGAUAUUCCUUAAAGUCUUUCCUGAUGGC
Messenger RNA from Puma concolor (puma), 935 nucleotides. The record is from RefSeq and is a predicted model, not a curated record. NCBI's taxonomy places the organism in Eukaryota, Metazoa, Chordata, Mammalia, Carnivora, Felidae.